Molecule: messenger RNA, 1040 nt
Organism: Eubalaena glacialis (North Atlantic right whale)
Lineage: Eukaryota; Metazoa; Chordata; Mammalia; Artiodactyla; Balaenidae
Gene: LRRC3
Product: leucine rich repeat containing 3
Exons: 2
Coding region: 199-972 (257 amino acids)
Cellular component (GO): plasma membrane
Molecular function (GO): protein binding
Source: RefSeq, a predicted model, not a curated record
CAGAGAGCCUCAUGCACAGCAGUCUCCGGACGCGGCCACGCAGGACCGAAAGAGAACACGGUUCUUCCUGGCACGUGAGGAAGGAGAGUUUAUGUCUGUGUGGGAUGGUGCCUUCCACAGCGGCACCGGGGAGUGGGGAAGAGUGUAGACCGCAGCACUGAGUGAGAGCAGCGUGCCGUCUGUCUCCAGGUGGUCAGGAUGGGCCCCAUGGGCAAACAGAGCCCGUCCUCCCUGCCGGUCCCCACGGGAGGGUCUUGCCUCCUCCUCCUCUUCUGCCUGCGGUUGGGUGCCUCUUGCCCGCAGAGCUGCCAGUGCCCUGACCAUGCCGGGGCCGUGGCCGUCCAUUGCAGUGGGAGGGGCCUGCAGGAGAUCCCCAAGGACAUCCCCACUGACGCUGUGCUCCUGAAGCUUGACGCCAACAAGAUCGCCCGCAUCCCCAACGGAGCCUUCCAGCACCUGAACCAGCUGAGAGAGCUGGACUUGUCUCAGAACGCCAUCGAGACCAUCGGCCCCGCCGCCUUCUCGGGCCUGGCCGGGGGCCUGCGGCUGCUGGACCUAUCCCACAAUCACAUCCGCAGGAUUCCUAAGGACGCGCUGGGCAAGCUCAGCGCCAAGAUACGCCUGUCCCACAACCCCCUGCACUGCGAGUGCGCCCUGCAGGAGGCCCUGUGGGAGCUGAAGCUGGACCCUGACUCGGUGGACGAGAUCGCCUGCCACACCUCGGUGCAGGAGGAAUACGUGGGGAAGCCGCUGAUCCAGGCUCUCGACUCUGGCGUCAGCUUCUGCAGCGUCCCCCACAAGACCACCGAUGUGGCCAUGCUUGUCACCAUGUUCGGCUGGUUCGCCAUGGUGAUCACCUACGUCGUGUACUAUGUGCGCCAGAACCAGGAGGACGCCAGGAGGCACCUGGAGUACCUGAAGGCCCUGCCCAGCACUCCUGUGUCCAAGGACCCCAUCAGCCCUGCGCCCUAGGGCCCAAUGGCUCGAGCAGGCCGAGGCCCACCUGGCUCCCGUCACUCUUGUAGCAGAUGGUGACUGAA